Molecule: messenger RNA, 3010 nt
Organism: Morone saxatilis (striped sea-bass)
Lineage: Eukaryota; Metazoa; Chordata; Actinopteri; Moronidae
Gene: tlcd2
Product: TLC domain containing 2
Exons: 4
Coding region: 1-720 (239 amino acids)
Biological process (GO): regulation of membrane lipid distribution; plasma membrane organization; membrane assembly
Cellular component (GO): plasma membrane
Source: RefSeq, a predicted model, not a curated record
AUGGAGUUGAGUUCAGUGAUUUUAACCACCGGGAGCUCCUUCGGGUUUUUCCGACUUGUCAACGCGGGGGUCGGUAAACUCCCCAUGCCAGAGUCCGCCUGUAGGAAUGCGUGGAAAUGGAGAAACAUCGCCACAUCCUUCGUGCACAGCUUUAUCACUGCGAUAUGGGCAGUGCUCUGCUUUUUCCGUCACCCGCAGAUGGCUGAAGAUUUGAUAGAAACUCACUCAGUGUUUUCUCACGCUUUGGUGUCGUUUUCCAUCGGUUACUUCAUGUAUGACUUCUUUGACAUGGUGGUGAACCAGAAGCUGAGUCAGUCAUGGGAGCUUCUCUUUCAUCACUUGGUGGUGAUCACCUGUUUCGGCCUGUCUGUGCUGUCUUGCCGCUACGUGGGCUUCGCCGUGGUGGCCCUCAUGGUGGAGAUUAACUCCGUGUUCCUCCAUCUCAGGCAAAUGCUGCGUAUGGCCAACAUUGCCAAAGGCACGCUGUACCGGGUCAACAGCAUUAUCAACCUCGGCACAUACGUGGUGUUCCGCAUCAACACGCUGGCCUGGAUGACCCGCUGGCUGGUGCUCAACAGGGACAACGUGCCCCUCCUGGCCUACACACUGGGCAGCGUGGGUUUGGCCAUCAUGACGGCCAUGAACAUCGUCCUGUUUUAUCGGCUACUCAGGAGCGACUUUUUGAAGAGCAGCAAGACCAAGAAAGAGAAAGAGAUGUAGAGAGGAGAGGAGGAAGGGACCCGAGGGAUUGGAUUCACAAGCACACUCGUUACUGUACGUUUACACCCUGUGGCUGAGAUUUGGUACCGUUUUGCUUGUGUGUGGUCAUACUGUACAGGUAUACGUGCAUACAAGGUGUAAUCAAAUGGCCUCACUUCAAACACAGAUUACUCACAGCCGUUAUGCUAAAAGCUACCUUUAGUUGUAGUUUUACCUUCAGGCUGUGUUCCAGUCAUUCCUAAGUGCCAUUAGUGCCUCACUAAUGGCAGAUGAAGGAUUUUUCAUCCGAACAAUUUAACGCCUUUUUCCCCCACAGGGUGUUUCACCUAAAUCUGUUGUGAAAUGUAGCCUAUGUCAAGUGAAGACGCACCUGCCAACGCUCAUGUAUAUUUACAUCGAAAACAUAGGAAUCAAGUACAAAAUAUCUUUAGUUAUAUCACAAGAAUAACCUUUCUGUUUAUACAUUUUAUAUACAUAUUAUACUGUUGUGGGUUAUAUAAAAUAAUGUUUAUUUACCACUGAGUAAAAAUAUCUGUGGAAUCCAAACCCUCUUGUUGUUUAACACGAGCAUUGCAGAGGUGAAUAUAUCUUCUUUUUUUUUCUUUCCACCAAAUCUCCUCAACUAAAAACCGCCUGCUACCUCAGAAAGCUCGUAACAGUUCUUUGCCUCUUUCUAACACAAGCUUUGCUGUCAGUGUUGGGCAGGUUCUUUGUUAUUAAGGAAGGAACACGUACAGAAAAUAAAUAUAUUUACACAAUAAAUUUGUCUGUAGAGGAAGGAUAUCUAGAAAAUACCAAUCCUGACUGAGGGAGAGAAUAGGGGUAAGAUGGUAAUGAAUAAAUACUUUAAAGUGGUAUUUAAAUAAAACUGAUCCAAUUACUUUUGAUGAAACAGUCCUAGCAGGCCUUACAUUCAUUAAGAUUAUAACCCUAACCCACAACUCGGUUGGCUGCUGUACACUUGAAACCUGCAAAAUGACAAGAAAAAAAGCAAAAACGACAGUAGAUGGCAAUGUUUUCAUGGUUUUUAUGUGUUCCUUAAGUGGUCUAUUAUGGUGUAUAGUCUGCGGUAGGAGCUCUCAGACAGGCAGGAGUUGUUGGCCUUCGGAGGACAGCACACUCCUCAACAUUACCUCAGUGAUCACAACAACACACAAGAACACCAGAGAUGUCUUUAUUUUGUUACGUCUUUGUCCAUCUUUGUGCCUCUCGCCUUCAAUGUGAAGUCGGCAGUAAGCACAGACGGAUGCAGAGAAACUCCUGAGGUCAGUGUUGGUCUGAGAUCUGUGAAUACUGCAAACACACAUUUAUACACACGGCUGCUACGAGGCUGCCUACCCCCCACAUCAUACUGUCAUUAUAUGAUAUGGAAAUUUUUGAUGCCAUUUAUGUUUUAUGUUGUUGCUUUUUUGUGUGUGUGUGUAUAUUCAUUGUUUGCGGGGUUAAAUUGUGUACAUUUGUAAUUUAUUUGUGCUAAAACGAAGUUGUGGAUUAAAGAUAAAAUGAACAUGAUGUUCAAUGACUUUCCCUGUUGUGAAAACAGUUGAUUAUAGUUGAUUUAAUUGUGUAAGUCAAGUUGUUGUGUGGCAUUUGUUUCUUUGUUUCCCCAGCUUAUAUUUUCAUAACCCAGUGUCUACAAGCUCAUAGUCAGUGUUCAGUGUUCAAGCCCUAAAACCAGGCUGUCCAGCCAAAUUACAAACACAGCCACAUAUUCAGUGAACAUCCUGUGGAGUUGGAAGGAAACUUCAGAUGCAAUCAGUAAAUUUAGAAUCUGCUGUUAGCACUUAAAUGCAGCUCAGUGACACAGACAGUCCACAUCUCUUUGUCCAUAUUAAAAUCAAGACAUCACUGCACUAAAGAAACUGCACUGUUUGAAGGCAGUAAAGUUUGAAUUAUUGUUGUUGUGGCCUGUUUAAGAAUUUUUAUUGUGAAUGUAUAUUUGCAUUUUUCCCCCCAAUUUUUUAGGGCAGCUUAACUUCGUGGUUAUAGUGUUGACAACUAGUGACACUUGAGCUUCUUUCUAACAAGCAAGUUUAUAUUUGUGAACGUGUUGUCCGAAGCUGUACUGUUAUUGGAAAUAUACACGUAUGAGAUCAGAUUUGUUCAUUAUGUUGCUCUGUGCUUUUAGGAAUUGUGAUAUAACGUAGCAGCCGUCAUAAUCAGUGUCAUGCCAAGAACAAGCUACUGUACUGCACUCCUGUUCCUCAGAGAGGGGCAGCAGUCGUGAGCUCGUAUGGUCACGCUGCCUUAUAUUCCUCGUCAUACACAAUAAAUGUGGUGGUUGACUGCA